ACCACGCUUCGUCCCUCUUUCACUUCCUGUAAACAAAGAAGCAGCUGUCUGUCAGAUUCCUGUGUUAUCGCUCAUUUUCUACUACAACGUCAGCGUUUUUCGACGAUGGCCGGAGUAGUGCUGGAUAAGGACCAGUUUAACUGCUCGAUAUGUCUUGACGUGUUGCGGGACCCGGUGACCAUCCCCUGCGGACACAGCUACUGCUCAAUCUGUAUACAGAACUACUGGGACCAGGACGACUACUUGGGGGUCUUCGUCUGCCCUCAAUGUAGGCACAACUUCAACCCGAGGCCGGUGCUCGCUAGGAACACCAUGUUGGCCGACGUGGUGGAGAAAUUCAAAAAGACUGGGCUACAAGAUACCACCACCACCACAACCACCACGACGACACCUGGGAAUCAUAGUUUCGCUGAGGCGGGCGACGUGGAGUGUGACGUGUGCACAGGCAGGAAAAACAAAGCAGUGAAGUCUUGUCUGGUGUGUUUGGCCUCCUACUGUGACCUCCACCUGCAGCCCCACUACGACUCGGCUGCUUUCAAGAAACACAAGCUGGUUUCGGCCUCCAAAAAGCUCCAGGAGACGAUCUGUGGCCGCCACGACAAGCUGCUGGAGGUGUACUGCCGCACCGACAAGCAGUGCAUCUGUUACCUGUGUCUGACAGACGAACACAAGGGCCACGACACGGUGCUGGCUGAGACCGAGAUACAACAGAAGCAGAGGGAGCUUGGUGACAUGAAGCAGAGCUCUCAGCUGAAAAUCCUUCAAAGGGAAAGGGGAAUUCAGGAGAUCAGACAAGCUAUUUUCUCUCUCAAUCGCUGUGCUCGGGCAGCAGCUGAGGAGAGUGACGCUGUCUUCACUGAACUGAUCCGGGCCAUGGAGCUAAAGCGUUUUGAGGUGAGAGAGCUGAUCAAAGAGCAGGAAAAGACGGCCGCCAGUCAGGCGGAGCAGCUGCUGGAGAAGAUCCAGAAGGAGAACGCUGAGCUGAAGAAGAAUGAGGCUGAACUGGAGAAACUCUCCCAAACCGAGGACCACGUCCAUUUCCUUCAGAGUUGUCAGUCUCUCCACGCUCCACCUGUGCUGUCAGAUUUGCCUUCGGUCACCAUUGACCCCAACCUCACCUUCGGCCCUGUGAUGAUGGCCGUGUCUGAUUUUAAAGGGCUGCUGCAGGAAGUCUGCCAGGGAGGAUUUGUCUGCAUCUACGAGAAAGUGAGAGAUAUAGUGAUUGUAAGUCCUCAAAAUCCUGCUGUACCGCUAGACACACAGCCCAGUGAUGUAGAGGCAGCUGUACAAAUGGAAGCAGCACUAGUGAUGCCGGCACCGGGCCUCGACCAAAGUCCUGUGAACCCUCUGAAUCCUUUCCUCUAUCCAGGAUCUGCUGCGCCCACAUUUGCCUUCUCACCAUUUGGCUCAAAACUCUCCACAGGAUCCAGACCAAGACACCUUCAGCGACGAAGCCACCCCAGGAGGAAGUAGAACUUUAAGUGGACUUAAGCAUUCAAAAUCCAGAUCUAGACUGACGAAAUCCAGAUCCAGGCUGACAAAAUCCAGAUCCAGGCUGACAAAAUCCAGAUGCAGGCUGACAGCUGUCAUUAUACCUUAAUGAUCUGCUAUCACAAAUAUGUACUGUAUUGUACAUUUAAUAUUUAAUUUCACUUUUGACAGUCAUUUAGUUUUUUGUAUUUUCACCUAUCAGCUCUACUUGCAUAUUUCAGUAUAGUGCUGAUGGGAAUAUGAUGAGGACAGUGUUUAGAGCCACAGGGGAACAAAUAGACAAUGCUUGAAGUAUUAAGCAACACAAAGAAGGACUCCCUGACUUUUAUUUCAUUGUUUGAAUGGAAAUUGCCCUGAAAUGAUUAGUUUACCAAUUUUACCGAAAUGUAAUAAUUUAACAAUAUUCUGCUUUUAUAAUAGUUUUUCAUUUUUUAACUACAAUUGUAAACACUAUAUUUUUGCUGUACAGAAACGUGUAAUAAUAUGUUGUGUUUUGUGACUUGUCAUUAAAAAAGCAGCACUCCUGUA
Messenger RNA from Eleginops maclovinus (Patagonian blennie), 2019 nucleotides. It is a transcript of the gene ftr67, whose product is annotated as finTRIM family, member 67. Lineage: Eukaryota; Metazoa; Chordata; Actinopteri; Perciformes; Eleginopidae. Gene Ontology annotation, molecular function: zinc ion binding. The record is from RefSeq and is a predicted model, not a curated record. The coding region runs from base 106 to 1473 and encodes 455 amino acids. The transcript is spliced from 7 exons.